Bradysia coprophila is the source of this 679-nucleotide messenger RNA. It is a transcript of the gene Uxt, whose product is annotated as Uxt prefoldin-like subunit. Gene Ontology annotation, biological process: negative regulation of transcription by RNA polymerase II; RNA polymerase III assembly; RNA polymerase II core complex assembly. NCBI's taxonomy places the organism in Eukaryota, Metazoa, Arthropoda, Insecta, Diptera, Sciaridae. Gene Ontology annotation, cellular component: prefoldin complex; cytoplasm. Gene Ontology annotation, molecular function: transcription corepressor activity. The record is from RefSeq and is a predicted model, not a curated record.
ACGUUCAGACAAUUUGUUUUAGAAAAAAUAAAGAAAGAAAAAACUGUCAGUUGAACGAAACGUAUUUGUAAACAAAGUGUUCAGUACCGCUAAAAACCACCAACAAAAACUCUUAAUUGAUGAACUAAUUACCACAAUGGAAACGGACAAAUUAGAAACAUUCAUCAACGAUCACCUUCGUGAAGACCUGAAAGUUUACGAGAACCAUCUCAACCACAUUCACAGCGAGAUAAUGGAAUACAACCAGCUGCGAAACACGGCCAGCACAAUCAACACACACCUUAAAUCGGGAUUCAAAACCAAAGUGGAUGUUGGGGCAAAUUUUUUCGUUCAAGCAAAAGUGGACAACACUGACAGAAUUCUGGUGAACGUUGGUCUGAAUCAUUUCGUGGAGUUUCAAUUGGAAGAGGCAAUUAAAUUUUGUGACUUUAAAGUGCGAGUGUUAAACAAGGAAGCAGACGUAAUACGGGAAGAAAGUCUAAAGUGUCGUGCUAAUAUUAAAUUGGCGCUGAUGUGCAUAGGUGAUAGGAGUAACUUGCAUACGGAAAACAGGAAUUGACACCAAUGAAAUUUGAAUUUUGUAUUAUCGAUUGUUAUCGGAUUAAAAUGAUGAUUUGAUGAUAAAAUGGGAAGUCUAUCAUUGGUCUAUACCAACAAGAAUUUCACGACGCACCGGCCA